Molecule: messenger RNA, 5615 nt
Organism: Ochotona princeps (American pika)
Lineage: Eukaryota; Metazoa; Chordata; Mammalia; Lagomorpha; Ochotonidae
Gene: CDC42BPG
Product: CDC42 binding protein kinase gamma
Exons: 37
Coding region: 503-5113 (1536 amino acids)
Biological process (GO): actomyosin structure organization; peptidyl-threonine phosphorylation
Cellular component (GO): cytoplasm; cytoskeleton
Molecular function (GO): ATP binding; protein serine/threonine kinase activity
Source: RefSeq, a predicted model, not a curated record
GAGGAGGGAACUACAACUCCCAUCCGGCGCCGGGGCCGGAGGGCGUCCCCGGCCCCUCUCCCAGUGGGUCCAGGGCGCCAGGGCAGCUGGAGCGCCUGGGGCAUUCCCGCACCUUGGGCGAGGGCUCCGGGAGGCACGCGGAGCUGGGACAGCACCCCGACAGGCCCCUGCACCCCCACCCCCGGCUCCCGGCUGCCUCGGCGACCCCGCCCUCCCACUUCCUGGCCGGGACUCGGUGCCGCCCCCCGCGCGCCUCCGCCCUCCCACCUUCACCUGCAGCCGCGGCUCCCAUUGGCCGGUGCGCACCUGCCCGUCCGUCGGGGGCGGGGGGCGGGGCGCACGGCGCCCAGGUGAGGGCGCGCGGGCGGCGGCCGAGGAAGGUGACAGCGGGGAGGGCGGGAGGGUGGGGGGAGGCCGCACGGACAGACCGGCGGACCUGCCGACGGACGGGCAUGUGAGACGUCCGGCUCCUGCGCGGGCGCGAGGGCCUCCGGCCGCAGCCAUGGAGCGGCGGCUGCGCGCGCUGGAGCGCCUGGCGCGGGGCGAGGCCGGCGGCCCGGGACUCGACGGCCUCCUCGAUCUGCUCCUGGGACUGUACCACGAACUCAGCAGUGCCCCUCUGCGGCGGGAGCGCAACGUGGCGCAGUUCCUGAGCUGGGCCAGUCCCUUCGUGGCGCAAGUGAAGGAGCUACGUCUACAGAGGGAUGACUUUGAGAUCCUGAAGGUGAUCGGACGAGGGGCCUUUGGCGAGGUCGCCGUGGUGAGGCAGAGGGACACGGGGCAGAUUUUUGCGAUGAAGAUGCUGCACAAGUGGGAGAUGCUGAAGAGAGCUGAGACAGCCUGCUUCCGGGAGGAGCGAGAUGUGUUGGUGAAGGGGGACGGCCACUGGGUGACCACUCUGCACUACGCCUUCCAGGAUGAGGAGUACCUGUACCUGGUCAUGGACUACUACGCGGGCGGGGACCUGCUUACCCUGCUCAGCCGCUUUGAGGACCGCCUGCCACCCGAGCUGGCGCAGUUCUACCUGGCUGAGAUGGUACUGGCCAUCCACUCGCUGCACCAGCUGGGUUACGUGCACAGGGACGUGAAGCCGGACAAUGUCCUUCUGGACAUGAACGGGCACAUCCGCCUGGCUGACUUCGGCUCCUGCCUGCGGCUCAAUAACCGCGGCAUGGUGGACUCAUCGGUGGCAGUGGGCACGCCAGACUACAUUUCCCCCGAGAUCCUGCAGGCCAUGGAGGAGGGCAAAGGCCACUACGGGCCACAGUGUGACUGGUGGUCGCUAGGAGUGUGUGCCUACGAGCUGCUGUUUGGGGAGACGCCCUUCUACGCUGAGUCCUUAGUGGAGACCUAUGGCAAGAUCAUGAACCACGAGGAUCACUUGCAGUUCCCUCCUGAUGUGCCCGACGUGCCCGCCAGUGCCCAGGACCUGAUCCGCCAGCUGCUGUGCCGCCAGGAGGAGCGGCUGGGCCGUGGUGGGCUGGACGACUUCCGGAACCAUCCCUUCUUCGAAGGCGUAGACUGGGAGCGGCUAGCCACCAGCACUGCCCCCUACAUCCCCGAGCUGCGGGGACCCCUGGACACCUCCAACUUUGAUGUGGAUGAUGACACCCUUAACCACCCAGGGACUCUGCCACCACCCACCCACGGGGCCUUCUCGGGCCACCACCUGCCAUUCGUGGGCUUCACCUACACCUCAGGCAGUGCUGAGAGAAAUCCUGACCCAGCGGCUGCUGCGGGACUGGAGGUUGAGCUGAGCUGGAAGCAUGCAGAAUCACUGAGGAACAGCAAAGCCCCCUUGGUCCAGCCCGACGGGCCCCCAGCCAGCGGCCCAGGCCAGGACAGUGAGCUGCAGCAGGAGCUGGCCGAUGCCCGGGCGGCACUGCACGCACAGGCGCAGGAGCUGUGCAGGGUCCAUGGCCGGCAGGAGGAGCUGCUGCGGAGGCUGCAGGAGGCCCAGGAAAAUGAGGCAGCUACCGCUAGCCGGGCACAGGCCCUGAGCUCCCAGCUGGAAGAAGCCCAGGGUAUCCGGCGAGAGCUGGAGGCCCAGGUAGCCACCCUGAACCUGGAGGUGAUACAGCUCCGGGGGCAGCACAAGCAGAGCCGGGACAAGGACACCUCCUGGGCUGAGCCUGUGCGCACUGCUUCUGAGACCAAUGGCACAGGGCCACCCAAGGGGCACUCACAGGAGGCCCAGCUGCUGCGGGAGGAGGUGACCGCCCUACGGGAGCAGCUGGAGCAGGCCCGCAGCCUGGGGCCUGGCGGGAAGGAGGAGGCGCUGUGCCGGCUGCAGGAGGAGAAUGCACGGCUGAGUCGGGAGCAGGAGCGGCUGACGGAGGAGCUGGAGCAGGUGCAGCAGAGCAAGCUGCGGCUGGAGGGCGAAAAGCGGGAGACAGAGAGCAACUGGGAGGCCCAGAUCGCUGACAUCCUCACCUGGGUGAAUGAUGAGAAGGUGUCCAGGGGCUACCUGCAGGCGCUGGCCACCAAGAUGUCCGAGGAGCUGGAGUCCUUGGGGAGCAUGGGCGCCCAGACACCCCCCACACGGCCACUGGACCACCAGUGGAAGGCAAGGCGGCUGCAGAAGAUGGAGGCCUCUGCCCGGCUGGAGCUGCAGUCUGCGCUGGAGGCUGAGAUCCGUGCCAAGCAGGCCCUGCAGGAGCGGCUAACCCAAGCGCAGGAGGCCCAGCUGCAAGCUGAGCGGCGUCUCCAAGAGGCUGAGAAGCAGAACAAGGCCCUACAGCAAGAGCUGGCUGCCCUGCGUGAGGAGCUGCGCGCCCGCGGGCCUGGCGAUGCCAAAUCCUCCAGUUCCCUGAUUCCCCUCCUGUCCUUCCGGGGCGCCUCAGAGAAGGAUAUAGCCAAGGAUCCUGGCCCCUCAGGAGAGGCCCCAAGGCCUGGGAUGGAGCCUGAGCUGAGGCCUGAGGGCCACCGCAGCCUACGAGCGGGGGCUGGGUUUCCCCGAGUGCCUGCGGCCCCUGCAGAGGGCACCUCUGCCAAGCCCAGCUCACACUCGCUCCACCCCCGGAGUUUCCCGUCCCCUACCAAGUGUCUCCGCUGUACCUCGCUAAUGCUGGGCCUGGGCCGCCAGGGCUUGGGCUGUGAUGCCUGUGGCUACUUCUGCCACUCAGCCUGUGCCUCCCAGGCUCCCCCCUGCCCCGUACCCCCUGACCUUCUCCACACAGCCCUGGGAGUGCACCCUGACACAGGCACGGGCACCGCCUACGAGGGCUUCCUGUCGGUGCCCCGGCCUUCGGGCGUGCGGCGCGGCUGGCAGCGGGUGUUUGCCGCGCUCAGUGACUCUCGCCUGCUGCUCUUCGAUGCGCCCGACUCGCGGCUGAGCCCGGCCAGCGGGGCCCUGCUGCAGGCCUUGGAUCUAAGGGACCCCCAGUUCUCAGCCACCCCUGUCCUGGCCUCUGAUGUCAUCCACGCCCAGUCGCGGGACCUGCCACGCAUCUUUAGGGGCCCUGCGACCCUCCGUGCACCCGUCCGACCACCCUCUCUGGCCUGUCCCCUGCCGCCGCCGGCCGCGCCCAGCACUGCACCCUGCAAGCUGGCGGUGACCGCCUCCCAGCUGGCCGUGCCACCGACCACAUGCACUGUGCUGCUGCUGGCCGAGAGCGAGGGGGAACGGGCACGCUGGCUGCAGGUGCUGGGCGAACUGCAGCAGCUACUGCUGGACACAUGGCCUCGGCCCCGGCCCGUGUACAUCCUCAAGGAGGCCUAUGACAACGGGCUGCCGCUGUUGCCCCACACGCUGUGCGCCGCGGUCAUCGACCCUGAGCGGCUUGCCCUGGGCACCGAGGAGGGGCUCUUUGUCAUCCAUCUGCACAGUAAUGACAUCUUCCAGGUUGGGGACUGCCGGCGGGUGCAGCGGCUGGCCGUGUGUCCCACGGCAGGCCUGCUGGUGGCGCUAUGCGGCCGCGGCCCCAGCGUGCGCCUCUUCUCGCUGGCCGAGCUGGAGAGCGCCGAGGCAGCGGGUACUAAGAUCGUCGAGUCGCGAGGCUGCCAGGCGCUGGCAGCUGGGCGCAUCCUGCAGGCCCGCACGCCCGUCAUCUGCGUGGCGGUGAAACGCCAGGUGCUUUGCUACCAGCUGGGCCCCGGGCCAGGGCCCUGGCAGCGGCGCAUCCGCGAGCUGCAGGCGCCCGGCCCGGUCCAGAGUCUGGGGCUGCUGGGCGACCGGCUGUGUGUGGGCGCGGCGGGGGCCUUCGCCCUCUACCCGCUGCUCAACGAGGCCGCGCCCCUGGCGCUGGGGGCCGGCCUGGCGCCCGAGGAACUGCCGCCGGCCCGAGGGGGCCUGGGGGAGGCGCUGGGCGCAGUGGAGCUCAGCCUCAGCGAGAUCCUGCUACUCUUCACCACGGCCGGCGUCUAUGUGGACAGCACCGGCCGCAAGUCCCGCAGCCACGAGCUGCUGUGGCCCGCGGCGCCCACGGGCUGGGGUUAUGCAGCCCCCUACCUGACAGUGUUCAGCGAGAACUCCCUGGAUGUGUUUGACGUGAGGAGGGCGGAAUGGGUCCAGACGGUGCCACUCAAGAAGGUGCGGCCCCUGAAUCCAGAGGGCAGCUUGUUCCUCUAUGGCACUGAGAAAGUCCGUCUGACCUACCUCAGGAACCCCCUGGCAGAGAAGGAUGAGUUCCACAUCCCCGACCUCACGGACAACAGCCGGCGCCAGCUGUUCCGCUCCAAGAGCAAGCGCCGCUUCUUCUUCCGCCUGUCAGAAGAGCAGAAGUUGCAGCAGCGCAGGGAGAUGCUGAAGGACCCCUUUGUGCGCUCCAAGUUCAUCUCACCGCCCACCAACUUCAACCACCUGGUACACGUGGGCCCAACCGAGGGGAAGCCUGGCACUCGGAACCAGGCCACAGAGAAGAGCCGAGGUGCUCGCAGCUCCGGCCCGCGGCCCCACAGCUUCUCCGAGGCGUCACGACGCCCAGCGUCUGUGGGCAGUGAGGGCUUCGCGGGAGACGCGGACCCAAAGAAGAGGAAGCCGUGGGCGUCCCUGUCUAGCGAGUCGGUGUCCCUUCUCCAGGGCUCUCUCAGCCCCGGGGUCUCCCUGCUCCAGGUCUCUGAGCGACCCCGGAGCCUCCCCCCAGCUCCUGAAUCCUCCGAAAGCUACCCAUGAAGGCCUCCAGCAGGGCCUGCCCAGCUCCAGGACCUGUGGUCACUAGGGAGCAAGGACUGGGAAGGGCGCCACCCUCUGGCUAGCCUGAGCGGUGCGGAAGGCAGCCGGACUCCGGAGGACCUGAGAUAGCCCUGGCAGCCAUUAGGCCUGCCCGGGGUUCCCGGGACUGGGUACUCCUGCCUCUCGGUCCUCCUCCGACCAGCCCAGCCUGUGCCAGUCCCUGGGACUAAGAACGGCCCCCCUUGACCCUGGGAACCAGGGCUGAUGGAUUGUGCCAAAGUUCUCACACCCAGUGCCAAGCCCUACGGAGGCUUGAAGGAGUUGGGAUGAGGGACUGAGAAGGUCCCUGGCAGCAGGCGGCAUCUGCAGUGGCCUAGGAGUCCCCCAGCUGAGGGCAGAUGGGGAGCGAGGUGGGGGGCAGGAAGAGAGACUUCCUGAGGCCCAGAGGGGGGAGGGAGAAUGGAGGUAAAGGAGGUGAGAGGCAGGUGCAUGGGAAGCAGAG